Mytilinidion resinicola is the source of this 2997-nucleotide messenger RNA. RefSeq lists its product as uncharacterized. Gene Ontology annotation, cellular component: division septum; mating projection tip; cytoplasm. Gene Ontology annotation, molecular function: protein binding; guanyl-nucleotide exchange factor activity. The record is from RefSeq and is a predicted model, not a curated record. Bases 1 to 2997 code for a protein of 998 amino acids. The transcript is spliced from 5 exons. Gene Ontology annotation, biological process: septin ring organization; establishment of cell polarity. NCBI's taxonomy places the organism in Eukaryota, Fungi, Ascomycota, Dothideomycetes, Mytilinidiales, Mytilinidiaceae.
AUGCAUACCCAAAGCCACCAGAGCUACGCCAGCCAGUACUCCAACUGGUCCCACAGCACCGCCCGGGACACUCAGUCCAGCGCUGCCACCUCGACCUCGACCCUCUUCAAUCCCCCCUUCCCGACCGCGACGCCCGUCAACAAUGGCGGCCCAAUCGAGGCCUCCGACAGUGUCCUCAACAGGCGGGCCGACAAGGAUACCUCGCUUUUCCAGAUCUGCCUCAACUUGCAGACACGUCUGAGGAAGGUUCCUGGCUUCGGCCACUGGCUGGUGGACGAGACUGCAGAUGCCGACGACGACACAGAUCCCGUUACUAUCCUCUGGCGGACGUUCAGACGGGGUUAUCCUUUGAUGGACAUCUACAAUGCCCUUAACCCGGGAAGCCCUCUGGUGGUGGACGAAGGCAGGAUUCCGGAAAAGAAACGACCACAAGCUGCCACUUUCAAGUUCAUUCAAGCUUGCAUGAAUGAGUUCAAGUUCCCGGCAGCUGAGUGCUUCAUCAUUACCGACCUAUACGGUGACGACACGACUGGAUUUGUAAAGGUCGCCAAAGUUGUCAACCGCGUUCUCGACAUCCUAGUCCAGUGCAAUGUGAUAAGCGAGGAGGAGGAACGCUUUGAUGAAUCAAACGCACCGGGCGUGAAGCGCACCCAGCGGCAACAUAUUGUGGAUGAAAUGGUCAAGACCGAGCGAACAUACGUGCAGCAUCUUGAGCUGCUGCAGGCUUUCAAGACGGAGGUUGAGAGGCGAGGAAUCGUCACUGGUGACUGCAUUCACGACAUCUUCCUGAAUCUAAACGCCCUGCUGGACUUCCAACGACGGUUCCUCAUCCGCGUGGAACAGACGAACGCACAGCCCGAGGAAGAACAGAACUGGGGAAAGCUUUUUGUCCUGUACAAAGACGCUUUCAAGGUGUAUGAGCCUUAUAUCGCAAAUCAGAAGAAAUGCGAGGAUACGGCCACUCGGGAGUUCGUCAAACUAAAAGACACCGGUGGUUCGGAUGAACUGCGUCAGAUGGUCGAGUCGAGCACUGUUCUAACAUCUUUCCUUUUGAAGCCUUUCCAGCGACUAGCCAAAUAUCCUCUACUGCUCAAGGAAUUGCGCGACAAAGGCGAUCUCGAUGAUUCUCGGAAACAGGAUAUCUCAAAUGGAAUCGAAGCAGCAUCAUCAGUGCUCCAGCGGACGAAUGCAGCUAUUGAUCGUGAAGAGCGGCUUGAGGCGGUUGAAGAGCUCAGAACCCUUGUCGAGGACUGGAAAGGCCAUCGUAUUGAAGGCUUCGGAGAACUAUUGCUUUACGGUACCUUCACCGUGCUAAAAGGCGAGAGUAUAAGCACGAAGAAUGAGGAACGAGAGUAUAAGAUUUAUCUUUUCGAGAUGAUCCUUCUUUGUUGCAAGGAACAAAAUCCUAACAAACAGAAGAAUCGCAUCACGAACAAGUCUCUAACAAAUAGCAAAGGCAAAGCUAAAUUGCAAUUGAAAGGUCGGAUUUUUAUGCAAAACGUCACAGAAACUAUCUCGAUAUCAAAACCAGGCUCAUACACCUGCCAGAUAUUCUGGAAGGGAGAUCCUGGAAUCGAGAAUUUCGUCAUCAGGUUUCAAUCCGAAGAGACCAUGAAGAAGUGGGCCGCUCAAGUCGACGGACAACGGCGAGUGUGGAGAGACCACGCCAGGAGCAGCAGUAGAACGAACACAAGCGCCUCUGCGACUGAGUUCACGUUCAUGCAGAAUCAGCCGAACCUCGUAAAUCCUUACGCGGAAGAGGAAGAGGAUGACGAAGAGGAGCCCGAGGACCAUGGUGCCGCUACUCCAGCCACUCAAGAAGGCUAUGCCAUCAGGUCCAAUGGUUCCAGUGUCAGCCUGCGAUCCAGGUCAACAACUGGUGAUAGCGGUCCUCCAAUGGCGGAGGCAGAUCCGAGGGUACCUCCACCUAGGUUCCCAAUGGGUUAUGAGUCCCAACCUGCGCUAACCCUUCGAACUCAGCAGCUCGCUGGUGCUACUACACCUGGAACGCAUCCAGAAUCGUUCUUCUCGCCCACUGUUGAUUCGCCAAUAUCAUCCCGAACAAGCUCAUCCUCGGCCGGCAUGUUCCCGUUCCCUCGCCAACAAGCGCCUCCCAAUGCCUGGCACGGGGAAGAUAGCAACCGCUUCACUGCACCAGCAAUGGCACGACAAAUGUCUCGAGAGGGAUCCAUGGGUCCCGGUGCCUACCCAGGAGGUCGUAACAAUGCUAUGCAGAGACCCUCUUUACCUCCCAAUGCAGGCUCACAGCACAGCGCGGUUAUAGCGCAGAACAGAAUGAGGUCGGCGAGCAGUCCUGAUAUCCAUAAUCCUCUCAGACAAGGUCAACGCCAAAAUGGGCAACAGCCUCCUGUUCCAGAACUUCCACCGUUCCCAACCCACUACGCAUAUGCACCUGGAAUCGUCAACCGAAGUCAGAACAACUCUCCAAAUAGUAUGCCGCAACCGCAACGAGCUGCCACACAGUCGCCGAACAUCGCACGAGAACGCUUCCCACAGCAGCCACGUUCCCAAACAGAGAUGGAGCCUUCUAAUGGUUCCAAUCGGUAUGAUCCGAGGCACGUUCCAAUGCCCCGGACCAUGACCCCCGCGUCUUCGUUUGACCGGACCAUGACACCAGCCUCUGUGGAUUCGCGAACGAUGUCCCCCCCUCUGCCUCAAUCACAAGAUGUCCAAAUUCCAUCGCAACUGAAAGUCAAGGUGCAUUGCCCGUCAGCGGGAAGCACUAUGACUCUAGUCGUGAGCACAAAUAUUAGUUUCCAGUCGCUGAAGGACCGAAUCGAUGCGAAGCUUCAGCGGUCCACCAACGUGUCACUCAGUGCAGGCCAAGUCAAGCUGAAGUACCUCGAUGAGGACGACUAUGUCAGCAUACAAUCCGACGAGGACGUCCAGACGGCGUUUGAGACAUGGAAAGAGCAGCAGCGGGAUCAGAUCAUGGCGGGACAAUUAGGAGAGAUCGAGCUCUUCUGUCAACGUUGA